Messenger RNA from Aspergillus tanneri, 516 nucleotides. RefSeq lists its product as uncharacterized. The coding region runs from base 1 to 516 and encodes 171 amino acids. The transcript is spliced from 2 exons. Lineage: Eukaryota; Fungi; Ascomycota; Eurotiomycetes; Eurotiales; Aspergillaceae. The record is from RefSeq and is a predicted model, not a curated record.
AUGUUCUGUCUUCGCAGCUGGCUACCUCUUCUCUUCAUUCCAACCAACGCCUCCCCGCUCUUCAUCGUCUCCUUCGUCACUCUCACUUAUGUCCUCCAUCGUCCCUGUAUCUACUGCUCCGCACUCCUUCUGAUCCUCUUCAUCUCGUCCUGUCACUGGUCAGACCGGUGUUUCUUCGAUCUCCGUGGUGACUGGUUCUCUCCUCGCUUCACCACCACCACCAAUUCUACCGCCGCCGUGGCGGAUCCCAUCCAUUCCAACUCUUCCAUGAUCGCUCCCAGUGAAACCCUCGCCGAAUACGUGUUUGAAACCGUCAACGCCACGACCAAGGCCCUGGCCAGGGCCUUGGUCGACGAGGCGCAGCGUCGUCUAGCGCUGAAUGGCACCUCCUCGUCCGCGGGAGUCUCCGAACUCAGACAGGAAGAAUGGACCGGUGUCGGACUGCAGUGGUUGCGCAGUCUGUUGGGACGUCAUGAAUGGACUCUACCUUGUGUAGAUGUCAAAGUCCGAUUAUAG